AACGACCUUGAGAUCUCUAAUUGACGCCCUUCAUACCUGUCAAGAUGUUCACACAAACUGUCCGCGCUUCGGUAUGCUAUAUUCUCAGCUCAAAAUGUCAAAUUACUAACCACCAAAGCGCUCUCAAAUCGCCCGCGUUGCGAGGCAGCAAAUGAUCAGCAAACGAACUUUCAUCGUUCCAACUGCUGUUCGUCGUGGUAUGUUGAUAAUUUUAUUUACAAGUAACAUCUAGGCUUUAAAUCACUUUAGAUGUGAUCGACUUUAUUCGCAGCAAUAUCUACCACUCAGAAGCUAAUUCCGAUCAAUAGCGGACCUUGUCCAAGAUCUUUACCUUAAGGAAUUGAAGAGUUACAGAGCUCCCCAGAUUAAGGCUUCUGAUUCCGAAGGACACGUUCUCAAGUUCUCCCCACCUAAGGCUCCUACAUCUCCAGAAGAAACCGAUAUUGCAAAGGAAUUGGCAGCAUAUGAGGCAAGCACAGUUGAGGUAGAGGGACAAGCUGAGGGAGGAGCUGAGGCUAAGGAGAUUGAUUGGUUUGAGGAGGAACCUGAGGAGGAGGCUGCACACCACUAGAUUACGAAAUGAUACCGGGAUGAAAUCUUUAAGUUACGUGGUAGAAUAAAAGUUGCGGAUGCGAUGAAGGUGCGGGGAAUGUGUACACAUAGCGAGGUGAUAGAAUGAAGUGCGGAUUGUACAGUCAUCAAACACCUAAUUCGAAAGAAGAAUCGAUCGACUGGAUAAUCACCUGCAGCAUAGGAUGCUCUUCCAAUAUGUCCAGAAAGCGAAUUAUGAUUCUCUUAUUGGGAAGUGGAUUGGCUACUAGGUGUUUGUUUCGGUCCCCUCACAUUUAGCAUGGAAGACUUUCAAGCCAAGUGGCCGGAAU
Messenger RNA from Sclerotinia trifoliorum, 881 nucleotides. Lineage: Eukaryota; Fungi; Ascomycota; Leotiomycetes; Helotiales; Sclerotiniaceae. The record is from the annotation of a GenBank genome assembly.